Messenger RNA from Nematolebias whitei (Rio pearlfish), 3198 nucleotides. It is a transcript of the gene cog7, whose product is annotated as component of oligomeric golgi complex 7. Lineage: Eukaryota; Metazoa; Chordata; Actinopteri; Cyprinodontiformes; Rivulidae. The coding region runs from base 291 to 2600 and encodes 769 amino acids. Gene Ontology annotation, cellular component: COG complex. The record is from RefSeq and is a predicted model, not a curated record. Gene Ontology annotation, biological process: retrograde vesicle-mediated transport, Golgi to endoplasmic reticulum; intracellular protein transport; Golgi organization. The transcript is spliced from 17 exons.
CACAAGAGGAAGUUGUUGUCAGUGUUGGUUGUGUUAGCGUUAGACGUGUAAGAAUGUGUGUUUGUAUUCAAUGUUUAAAGUCCGCAAACAUUUAAAAGUAACUCUGGAGGAGGCUAUCGCAUUGCUGGAGCUGUAUUUAGUUGUAAUGUUAAUUUCAUUUUCCUGGGCUAUUUAUUUUAUUUUCGUGUCGAAGCCACUAUUUGGGAAGAGCUACUUCUGGUCCAGUCGAUGACACGGACUGGACCGGAACAGGUUCCCGGGAGAUCUUGACGCCGUUUUAAAGCACUGAGAUGGAUUUUUCGAAGUUUCUCGAUGAUGAUUUUGACGUGAAGGACUGGGUGAAUGGAGCCUUUAAGGUGGUGCCGACGGACGCGCCGGGGAAGGCGGAUGCUCACGCGGCCACACUGGUGAUGAAGCUGCAGCUGUUCAUCCAGGAGGUCAACAAUGCCAUCGAGGAAACCAGUAAUCAAGCCCUUCAAAAUAUGCCCCGAGUGCUGCGAGACGUGGAGGCUCUGAAACAGGAGGCGUCCUUCCUAAAGGAGCAGAUGGUCCUCGUGAAGGAGGACAUAAAGAAGUUCGAGCAGGAUACUGCUCAGUCCAUGCAGGUUCUGGUGGAAAUCGAUCAGGUUAAGAGUCGGAUGCAGCAGGCUGUCGAGGCUCUGCAGGAGGCGGACAAAUGGAGCACACUGAGCGCAGACAUCGAGGAGACCUUCAAAACACAGGACCUCGCAGUUAUUUCUUUCAAGCUCACAAGCAUGCAGAACAGCCUGGCCAUGUUGGUGGACACGCCGGAUUAUUCUGAGAAGUGUGUCCACCUCGAGGCUUUGAAAAACAGACUGGAGGCAUUGGCCAGUCCUCAGAUAGUUGCAGCUUUUAACUCCAUGUCUAUAGACCAGGCCAAGCUGUUUGUUAAAGUAUUCACAGAGAUCGACAGAAUGCCACAGCUUCUUGCGUACUACUACAAAUGUCACAAGGGCCAGCUGGUGAGCAUAUGGCAGGAUCUCUCCCAAAGUGAGCUCGGUCUGAAUCAGCAGCUGUCUGAAUUCUACGACACCUUGCUGUCCACUUGGCAUGCUCAGAUCCAGUGGAGCAGCCAGGUGUUCAAAAACCCAUACGAAGUGGUGACGGUGCUGCUGAUCCAGACCCUGGGGGCCGUGGUUCCAUCGAUCCCUGUGUGCCUGAGCGCAGCCAUGGAGCGGGCGGCUCAGGAGGAGCGCCUGGAUACUCUGCUGGAGCUCCAUCACACCACAUCCACCUUUGGAUGCAGCCUGGAGGCCGCCAUGCUUCCACACCUGGGUGAGAAUAAUCUGCUGAAGGUAAACGAGCUGGUCUGUGCACUUUAUGACCCCUACAAAUCUUAUCAGCUGCAAUACGGCGAUCUGGAGGAAACUCAUCUUCUCAUUCAGAUGAGCGCUGUUCCUUUGGAGUACGGGGAGGUAAUUGACUGUGUAGAAGAGUUGAGCCACUCUGUGAGUAAGCUGUUUGGCCUGGCCAGUGCCGCUGUGGAGCGCUGUGUCAAACUGACUGAUGGACUCGCUGUGUGUGGCCUCCUCAAAGCUCUCAAAGCUCUGUUCAACAAGUAUGUGUCAGACUUCUCCACAACACUCCAGUCAAUCCGGAAGAAGUGUAAACUUGAAGAGAUUCCAAGUUCAUCCGUUUUUCAGGAGGACUGGACAGCAUUCCAGAAUUCAGUCAGGAUCAUCGCCACAUGUGGAGAACUGCUAAGACAGUGUGGGGCGUUUGAGAGGCAGCUGUCAAACAAGAUCCUGAGCACAGCUGGUAAGUACUUAUCAGAGUCUUACAGCCCUCGCAGCCUGGCAGGCAUCCAGGAGGCCAGCUCCACUGAGAGGAAGAAUAGCCCCCAAAACCCUUGGCAGGAAUACAACUACCUUCAGAAGGGGAAUGUGGCUGAAUACAACAACUUGAUGGAAGUCCUUUACUCCUUAAAGGAAAAGGGCGCAGGCAACUCCAGCUUGUUGGCUGAGCCCAGAUCAGCUCUGACCAGACUCAAUCAGCAGGCCAACCAGCUGGCCUUCGACUCCGUCUUCCUGCAGAUCAAACACCAGCUCUGCCUCGUCUCCAAGGUGGAGAGUCAAGAGGCUUCUGGUAUUGGAGAGAGCUACACAGAAGACCUGCCGACGUUCAGCCUGUCGCCGCAGGAAUACAUUACAAAUAUAGGACAGUACUUGAUGUCUCUGCCUCUUCACUUGGAGCCUUUUGUGACGCAGGAGGACCCUGCCUUAGAGAUGGCCUUACAUGCUGGGAAGCUGCCUUUUCCUCCAGAGCAAGGAGACGACCUUCCUGAGCUGGACAACACAGCCGACUACUGGCUGGGCUCCAUCGCCAGGGCAACCAUGCAGACCUACUGCGAUGUCAUUUUACUAAUCCCCCAGCUGACCCCCCGUUUUACUAAACAGCUGGCCACAGACAUAGAUUAUCUGAGCAACGUGAUGGAUGCUUUGGGCCUGCAGCCCUCACGCGCCCUCCAACAUAUCGUCACCUUGCUGAGGGCUAAACCUGAAGACUACAGACAGACCGCUAAACUGCUGCCCCGUCGCCUCGCCUCCACCAUCGCUGCACUCAGGAGCAUCGAUUACUAACACCAAGCGGGAUGGAGAAGGACUCUGUGGGUACAAUAGCUCCCUGAGUGGCAGCAGAGACUUCCUGUGUUGUAAGCAAACAGAAAAAUGUGACAUUAAUAGAAGCAAGUUGCAUGUUUCAUACUGUUAACAUGUUACAGUACAGAUGAUUCUUACUGAAGGUUUUAUGCACAGAUAAGUGUGGAGGUCGUUAAUGAUAACUCAAAUCUGGGUGGUUCUUUUCUUAUACAUUUUUCACUAAUGAUUCUGCUCGAAGUUUUAAUUUAAAAAUGUUGCGACGGUGAGGAUGCCUUCAGGUUUUUUCCCAGUUCCUGCAUUUAUAACCAGGCUGUUUCUGUGUAUGAUAAAUCUGUAUGAUCAAUAUAUCUGAUUCCUUUUUGUCAUGCUAAUAUAUUUAAUCUAUCCAAUGGGGAUGUUUCUUGUCUGAUCUGUGUUGGUUUUUAUUUAUUAGGCACCACAAUUGGGUAACUUGAAAAAAUAAAUGAGGAAAGGGUCUAACUGUGUUGUACUGGCUGAUAGACAUUUCUGUUUCCAUUUUGGAUUGUGGAUUCUUUUCUAUUAUAAAAUAUUGUAAAAACGUGUAUAUAAAGAUCUGAUA